Amphibalanus amphitrite is the source of this 1107-nucleotide messenger RNA. RefSeq lists its product as uncharacterized. The record is from RefSeq and is a predicted model, not a curated record. Lineage: Eukaryota; Metazoa; Arthropoda; Thecostraca; Balanomorpha; Balanidae. The coding region runs from base 1 to 999 and encodes 332 amino acids. The transcript is spliced from 3 exons.
AUGGGCGGUGUCGAUCUCCACGACUGGAAUCUGUCUAAAUACAACAUCGCCAUCCGCGGGAAGAAGUACUGGUGCCUCCUGACCCGAAUGUUCGGCAUGACAGUUGUGAAUGCAUUGAUGCUCCACAAAGUCUGCACGCCCAACGGCAAGGCCCAGCUAUCGCAGCUGGAGUUCAGACGGGAGAUCGCCAUCUCCUACCUGCGAUCCAGCAGUCGGAGCUCGGCCUGUCUGCCGACCUCGCCAGCCCUCGUCCCUCAGAGCACGAGCCUUGGUGCUGAAGAAAUCGCCCUCAUAGAGCGGGCAACGAAGGGCCAGCGCACCAACCCCAACUGGAGUCGCGCCCGAAAAGGGCGUCUCACGGCGAGCAACAUCGGAGCAGUGUUAGUAGUGAGAGGACGAAAGCCUUCGGCGUCCCUGCUUAAAACGCUGACCGCGGGGAAUUUCCUAGGGAGGGUUGCUGCUAUUCAGUGGGGCGUGACCCACGAGAAAGACACGAUUGAACUAUUUGAGAAACACUUUGAUGUGAAAGUAGACCAGUCGGGAAUAUGGCUACAUGAAUCGGGGGUGCUCGGAGCAUCACCAGAUGGUAUGAUCGGUGCUUCCGAGAUCAUCGAAGUGAAAUCGAAGUGGGGCACUCCUGGUCACCUAAUAAUGGGUGGCGGAGUAGUUCGAAAAAAAUGUCCCUUUUCUGCACGGGGUGGCCUCUUGGAUGAAAACCAAGAAUACUACCUGGAUGCUACGUGCGACCCUGGCUCCACAUACUACCACCAGGUGCAGGGGAAUCUAUGCCUGACUGGUCGGGAUGUGUGCUAUCUGGUAGUGUGGGCGCCGGGCGAAAUGGUUGUGGUCACCGUUCGUAAAGAUCCGGCUUGGGCGCAAAACCUCGACACGCUCAUUGCAUUCUUUGAUGAGCAUAGGCGCCCUGAUAGGGCCGUGACCAGUGCGAACAGUCCCCUGCUGUUAUGUGUUUUACGUGAGGGUGAACCUAGCGAGGAGUAGGACGCAGAAGGUGCUGUGAGGCGCCUUUCCUUUCUCGUAGCUUCCACAUUGUUAGCUGCCUCGACUGGUGCUCAGGGAUUCUGGUUGCGAUGUGAGUGACAUAUGGCU